UAGUUUGACACAGAGAGACAGAAGUUGUGACAGUCCACACUCUUACACACACACACACACUGACAGGUCCACGGACGCAGGAUGAACGUAGCCUCCGCGGACACGAGCACUCUGUGUCUGUUUGAUGUGGACGGAACACUGACCGCCGCGAGACAGCGUGCGACUCCAGAAAUGGCCCAGUUCCUGCAGAAGUUGCGAACGCGUGUUCGAGUUGGAGUCGUUGGAGGAUCUGACCUUAACAAGAUCAUGGAGCAGCUGGGGGACGAUGUGAUCCAGGUAGUGGACUACGUCUUUGCUGAGAAUGGUCUGGUGGCCUACAGAUAUGGACAGUUGGUGUCUAUCCAGUCCAUCCAGGCUCAUAUGGGAGAGGAACUGCUGCAGGAUUUCAUCAACUUCUGUCUCAACUACAUGGCCAAGAUCAAACUGCCCAAGAAGAGGGGAACGUUUAUUGAAUUCCGUAAUGGCAUGUUGAACGUUUCCCCUAUCGGACGCAGCUGUACACAGGAAGAGAGGAAGGAAUUCUACGAGCUGGAUCAGAAAGAAAAAAUCCGUGAGACGUUUGUGUCCGUGUUAAAGGAAGAGUUCAAAGGACGAGGACUCUCGUUCUCCAUUGGAGGACAGAUCAGCUUUGACGUGUUUCCCGACGGCUGGGAUAAGAGAUACUGUCUGGGCAUCGUUGAGAAGGACAAGUACUCCACCAUCCACUUCUUUGGAGACAAAACCGAACCUGGAGGAAACGACCACGAGAUCUUCAGCGACCCACGAACCAUCGGCCAUGAAGUCACGUGUCCCGAGGAAACGCGACAAAUCUGCCAACAGCUGUUUUUCUCCUGAGAGACGAGGAAACGGACGACGGCGCUCAAAAAUAAUUUGGUCAUUUUCUGGUUCAUUUGUUUUUUUGGGGUUUUGUAAACGAUCAUGUGACUUUUUUUCAAACGUGGAUGAAUGUAUCAUGUGAUUCUGAUCAAAUGUAUUGUCAUAAAAAAAAAAAUCCUGGAUAAUGAGAAUGAGGUUUGUUACAAUGUAACAAUCUGUAAAUAUGUGAUUAUGAAAUAAAAUUUAAAUAAAACCUGUGGGAAUUGGUGCA
Messenger RNA from Solea solea (common sole), 1087 nucleotides. It is a transcript of the gene pmm2, whose product is annotated as phosphomannomutase 2. Lineage: Eukaryota; Metazoa; Chordata; Actinopteri; Pleuronectiformes; Soleidae. The transcript has 8 exons. Gene Ontology annotation, biological process: GDP-mannose biosynthetic process; protein N-linked glycosylation; mannose metabolic process. Bases 82 to 834 code for a protein of 250 amino acids. Gene Ontology annotation, molecular function: phosphomannomutase activity. Gene Ontology annotation, cellular component: cytosol. The record is from RefSeq and is a predicted model, not a curated record.